AGGGUCCAGCGAUCCUCUCUCUCCCCGACCUGUUCACGCUCUCUCCGAAGGCCGGGCGGGACCAUGGGAAUCAAGUUUGCUCCGCUGAGGAUCCCCCUGGAACGUCGGCUGCAGACGCUGGGGGUCCUGCAAUGGGUAUUCUCAUUCCUGGCCCUCUCUCAAUGCUGCCUGCUUGUGUUUGUGUUCCUGCUGUUCACCAAGUACUGGUGUGUGUCGGUCCUGUACACCGUGUGGAUGUAUGUAGACCGUGAGACCCCAUCGAGUGGGGGCCGACGUUCCACCUGGGUCCGCAACUGGGCCAUCUGGAGAUACUUCCGCGAUUACUUCCCCAUAACGCUGGUGAAGACGGCAGAUUUGGACCCCAGCCACAACUACCUGUUUGGUUUCCACCCACACGGGGUCCUUGUUGCCGGGGCGUUCGGCAACUUCUGCACGGAGGCAACAGGAUUCAGCCACAUGUAUCCCGGGCUCACCCCUCACCUCCUCAUGUUGCCCUUCUGGUUCAACCUGCCCUUCUUUAGAGAAUACAUCAUCCCUUCAGGGCUGGUACCAUCGUGCCGUCUCAGUGCCGCCCGUGUGCUGGGCCGUGUGGGGGGGGGCCAGGUAGCGGUGGUGGCGGUGGGCGGCCCCCCGGAGGCGCUGGACGCACGGCCUGGCGCUCUCACCCUCCGCGUCCGUGCCCGUACUGGCUUCAUCCGCCUGGCGCUGACCACAGGUGCCCAGCUGGUCCCGGUCUUUUCCUUCGGAGAGAAUGAGCUCUUCGACCAAGUGGAGAAUCCCCCGGGAUCGGCCCUGCGUUACGCCCAGGACAAGCUGCAGAAGGUGAUGGGCUUGUCCUUUCCGCUCUUCCACGCCCGAGGAGUCUUCCAGUACAGCUUCGGGCUGCUGCCCUACCGCAAGCCCAUCUACACUGUAGUUGGGAAGCCAAUCCCGGUGGAAAGGAAUGCCAGCCCCACGGACCAGGACAUCGAGAGCUUGCACAAGGCCUACCUGGAUCAGCUCACCUGCCUUUUCGAGGAGAACAAGAUCAAGUUCGGCCUAGCCGAGAACAGCCACCUCGAGUUAAUAUAGCCCGCACACACACACUAAAAAACUGGGGUAAUCUCAGCGGGUCGGGCAGCAUCUCUGGAGAAACAUAGAAACAUAGACAAUAGGUGCAGGAGCAGAGGCCAUUCGGCCCUACAAGCCAG
This is a messenger RNA of Leucoraja erinaceus (little skate), 1190 nucleotides long. It is a transcript of the gene mogat3a, whose product is annotated as monoacylglycerol O-acyltransferase 3a. The record is from RefSeq and is a predicted model, not a curated record. Gene Ontology annotation, molecular function: diacylglycerol O-acyltransferase activity. The transcript is spliced from 6 exons. Gene Ontology annotation, biological process: triglyceride biosynthetic process. Gene Ontology annotation, cellular component: endoplasmic reticulum membrane. Bases 64 to 1071 code for a protein of 335 amino acids. NCBI's taxonomy places the organism in Eukaryota, Metazoa, Chordata, Chondrichthyes, Rajiformes, Rajidae.